Dendrobium catenatum is the source of this 2029-nucleotide messenger RNA. Its product is annotated as 6-phosphogluconate dehydrogenase, decarboxylating 1. Bases 201 to 1658 code for a protein of 485 amino acids. Gene Ontology annotation, cellular component: cytosol. The transcript is spliced from 2 exons. NCBI's taxonomy places the organism in Eukaryota, Viridiplantae, Streptophyta, Magnoliopsida, Asparagales, Orchidaceae. Gene Ontology annotation, molecular function: phosphogluconate dehydrogenase (decarboxylating) activity; NADP binding. Gene Ontology annotation, biological process: pentose-phosphate shunt; pentose-phosphate shunt, oxidative branch. The record is from RefSeq and is a predicted model, not a curated record.
AUGAGCAACUCCUCGCCUCAGAGUACGGCCAGUUAUGAACUAAGCCAGCAUUAGCUUUCGCUCUCUUACUCCCCUUGUAUGCCUGCCUCUACCUACCCAUGACCCGAAAUUCAACCAUUUUUUUUUUAAUUUGUUGAAUGUGAGAAAGCGGAGAGGGGAAGAAAUCGUUCCUUUGAGCGAAGACUACUCGGAGGUUGAGGAUGGCGGCCCUCACAAGGAUUGGUCUUGCUGGUCUUGCUGUCAUGGGCCAGAACCUUGCUCUCAACAUUGCUGAGAAAGGUUUCCCCAUCUCUGUAUACAACAGAACCACCUCCAAGGUUGAUGAGACUAUCGAACGUGCUAAGCUUGAAGGAAACCUCCCAGUUUACGGCUUUCAUGAUCCUCGAUCCUUUGUCAACUCAAUUCAGAAACCCCGAGUUAUCAUAAUGCUAGUGAAAGCCGGUGCACCUGUCGAUCAAACAAUUGCGACACUUACUACACACUUGGAGGCUGGUGAUUGUAUAAUAGAUGGAGGCAAUGAAUGGUAUGAAAACACGGAGAGAAGAGAGAAAGCCAUGAACGAGCUUGGUCUACUUUAUUUAGGAAUGGGAGUUUCCGGCGGAGAAGAGGGUGCUCGUCACGGGCCUUCACUUAUGCCCGGAGGUUCAUUUGAGGCAUACAAAAAUAUAGAAGACAUUCUUCUCAAGGUGGCUGCUCAAGUUCCAGAUAGUGGCCCUUGUGUUACUUACAUUGGCACAGGAGGCUCAGGCAAUUUUGUGAAGAUGGUUCAUAAUGGGAUAGAAUAUGGUGACAUGCAACUGAUUGCUGAAGCUUAUGAUGUGCUGAAGUCUGUAGGCAAGCUCUCGAAUGAAGAGUUGCAACAUGCUUUCACUGAAUGGAACAAAGGAGAGCUUCUUAGUUUCUUGAUUGAAAUUACAGCUGACAUAUUUGGAAUCAAAGACGACAAGGGCGACGGCUACUUGGUCGACAAAGUCCUGGACAAGACUGGAAUGAAAGGUACUGGCAAAUGGACCGUACAACAGGCAGCAGAUUUAUCAGUUGCUGCUCCAACCAUUGAGGCAUCCUUGGAUUCAAGGUUCUUAAGUGGACUUAAGGAAGAAAGAGUUGAGGCUUCCAAAGUGUUCAAGUCAGGUGGUUUUGAUGACAUUUUAAGCAACCAGCCUGUAGACAAGGCAAGGCUGAUUGAUGAUGUCAGGCAGGCACUUUAUGCCUCAAAGAUUUGUAGCUAUGCACAGGGGAUGAACUUGCUUAGAGCAAAGAGUAUUGAGAAGGGAUGGGAUCUCAAGCUUGGUGAGCUUGCAAGGAUUUGGAAAGGUGGGUGCAUCAUUCGCGCUAUUUUCUUGGAUCGGAUCAAGAAGGCUUAUGACAGGAAUUCUAAUCUGUCAAAUCUUCUUGUCGACCCUGAGUUCGCCAAGGAGAUAAUAGAUCGGCAGGCAGCGUGGCGCCGGGUUAUCUGUCUUGCUAUCAAUGCCGGCAUCAGCACUCCUGGCAUGUCAGCAAGCUUGGCCUAUUUUGACACUUACAGGAGGGAAAGGCUUCCUGCUAAUUUAGUUCAGGCUCAGAGGGACUACUUUGGAGCUCACACAUAUGAGAGGACUGACAUAACUGGAUCAUUCCACACUGAGUGGUUCAAGAUUGCAAGGAAAUCGAAGAUUUGAUGCCAUCGGUGCGUCGUUCUACCUUACCUUUGAAUGAUUAUGAUUUUUUUUUUUUUGGGACAUACAGUAGAGACUCAUUUGCUUCCUGAAUAGAAUAAUAUGUCCCAUGGCAGGAUUUGAAACCUUCAUAUAGCUGUAGUUCUUUGUUGCAUUUGCGCUUGAUGUUUUGAUUCUGUACUAUGUUGAAGAGUCUAUCCAUUUGAACUCUUUGGUUUGUAUGAGUACCCUGAAGUUUCUUUUCGGGUACAAGCUCAUACAGUUGGUGUUAUUUUAAUUUUGUAUUUCCUAAUAAUGGUCGAGCAGCUAAAACUCUGUUUUCUCAGUAGUUGAAGGGAAACUUUAUCAGAAGAAUAAUGCUAGUUAUGUGAUAA